AUGUCUCAGCAGGGUCGACGUAAUAAGGGUCCCAUCGGCGGUCUGUUAAGCCUCGUAGGCUCAGGCAUUGGCAUGGCUUCUGAGUAUCGAGAGCACCGGAAAGAGCAGAAGCAGGCACGCACUGCAUCUCAGGAACAGAGCGUUUCGACCGAGGCCAGCUCAUCGCGUGCUCGAGAAGGGCAGGCUCGUGGCGAGCAAGGACCACCUCCAGCCUACGAUGACUCGACAACACCAAGGGACGCUCAUCUCUCUGACGAAAAGGAUCCAGCACUGUUCGGAGACCACGAGAACGACUCUGACAGCAGCGACAUGGACUCUGUAGCGGAUGAUAUCGAAGAUUGGGAGCUCGACGAUGCUCUUGAUCCAACAGACAGCAAAGGUUUACCCACCUAUGAUGAGUCAGAGGCCGCCAACGAAAAUGAAACCGUGGACGAUCUUGUGCGAGAUGUGUGGGUCCAAACCGCCCGGCGCUCACGACCACACCAAGCGCCAUUGCCAGUACCUGUCAUUCUUCCACAACGUCGACCAAGAAAGAAGGCUCGAGGCUUCGUCCGUGCUUAUCCUCCAGUACUGAACGACUGCGGCAUCGACCAAGACACUUUUCUACGAUUCCUCAAGAACUUCCACAAGUCAUCCCAAGCAUCGCCAGUCUUCCCAGCCAUCAAGAUCGCCGCUGGUAUGGCAGGCAUGGCGCCAUCAGUCAUCGCCAUGGCGGUGUGCACGGCUGUACAAGUCGCAGCAGGAAUUGGCGAAGAAGCUCAGCGACGCUCACGAACGAACAACUUCCUGGACCGUAUGAAUGGGGAGCUGUUCAAGCCUGCUGGACUUUACGCCAUGAUUGUGAAGUACAAAUCAGACGCCGACAUGCAAGCUGCCGCCGCCAGAAAGCAAGACUUGAUCGGUGGCUUGGCGAGCAUGGUCAAGUCUGAGCCUGUGGACUUCUCAACCACCCAGACUAUCGCCAAGUAUACCCGCCUUCCGUCUGACGACGGCGGAGAACGAAGUAUGAAAGACCGCAUGAAGGGUCUGCGUCUUGCAAGUGACACCACAAAGGGCACUUUCGAGCUCCCCGAAUCAGCUCCUCUCAUCUUCCCCGGCAAUGACCAGAAGCUGGAACACGAAGGUCCCGAAACCUUCAAAGACAAGACCAAAGAUGCAAAGAAGUUCCUCGCGGACUACUUCGACCGUCGAGCACAAGUACAGUACGCCACUCAAGAUCCCAAGUCCUCCCUCGCCGUCCCAGAAUCACAGCGAGGCUUCAAAUCCAGCUUGUCUGACCCAAACCAUCCCAUGCACUCCGGCGGCUUCGUUGCUUUCCUAUCAGGUGGCAAGAUCACACCCAUGCAAGCUAAGCGUGAACGACGCAUGGAGCGGAACCUGGACCGGGAUGUUCGACGCAUUGAACGUGGUCGCGAACCACGAAAUCGCAGACGCUACGGGGAUGACUAUCACGAAGAAGUCGCUCAUAGGAGUGGUUGCCGCUUUGGACUUGGUGUAGAUCUUGCUCAGCGUAAUCCCGCUUUAGCUGGGCGAUCUUUCGGCUUGACUUCGGGUCCCAUGGCGCAUCCUCCUGGGAUGGGGAGGAGGGAGGAUGUAUACAGUGCGAGACGAGGACUGGACGAUGGAAUGCUUCGAUAUGCUAUGCGCGGAGCUCAGAGGCGCGAGGGAGGCGUAGGUGCAGUGAAGAGGAUCAUGAGGGAGGAUGUGCUGUAUUUGUUGAUUGUGAAUAUGCCGAAUGAGGAGGAUCUGGCGCAGGCGAGAGAAGAGAUGGCUGCAGCACGAUAG
Fulvia fulva is the source of this 1785-nucleotide messenger RNA. RefSeq names its product Burnettramic acids biosynthesis cluster protein E. The coding region runs from base 1 to 1785 and encodes 594 amino acids. The record is from RefSeq and is a predicted model, not a curated record. Lineage: Eukaryota; Fungi; Ascomycota; Dothideomycetes; Mycosphaerellales; Mycosphaerellaceae. The transcript is spliced from 2 exons.